AUGGCGGAGCCAACGACUGAGCCAACGACCAAACAAAAUAGAUCAGCAGUCUAUUCAACAACCAGACUACCUGCAGGAUAUAAAUUCAGUCCAGAAAAUUUCCUCCCAGCUCCUCGAGCUUGGAAAUCCUUGGUUGUGCCACCUGAAGAACGGAUCAAAGAGCUCAAGGCGCUGCUAGGAAAUCCGAUGUUUUCGAAACAAGAAAUCAACAUAUUGGCUCUUAUUGAGUUAUAUGAGACUGGUAAAAUGAAGCCUCUUACUCGCACAAAUAAGACUUGGCUCUGCAAUGGCAAGAUUGUGGACAGAAGUUAUGUCAUGGACCUCAAUAACCCUCCACCUGAAGGAUCUGUCAUCUGGCCAGAGUCUGGUCAGGCACGACCGGUGCAGGCUUAUUCUACCGGGUUUAUGGCGGGGAGCGACAUGCAUGAGAUAUUUGCUAGGAUCCGUCUCAGUCCUGGUCAAUGCGGCGACCCAAAUCAUUUCAUCGAGUGCCGAAUCUCAAAUGAUACAGGUAGCAACGGGCAAGGGCUUUUCAGAUCUGAUUUGGACGCUUUGAAUCUUGACCCGCUCACAUACCUAGGUCUUAUAUUUGAUAGGAGAGUCGAAACCGCUGGCGGAGUACUUAAUCGGCUUUCAAUAAUCAUUGAGAUGCAAAUUGUCAGUUCUGAGGGGGAUACGCUGACGCCCUGGUUCCAAGAGGAGGCGAUCGUUUGGGAGGACUAUGAAUCUUUACAGCGGCUUUCUGGAAGUGCUAUGCGUGAAUAUCUUUACUUUGCCACUGCUCCUGGAAAUCAAAAGCUAUAUAUGGCAAAGAAGAAGGGUGGGCUUAUGUCGCUGCUUCCAGCGAUCAACCUUAGGUUGUAA
Molecule: messenger RNA, 864 nt
Organism: Penicillium taxi
Lineage: Eukaryota; Fungi; Ascomycota; Eurotiomycetes; Eurotiales; Aspergillaceae
Exons: 3
Coding region: 1-864 (287 amino acids)
Source: RefSeq, a predicted model, not a curated record